AACUCGUGCACCUGCUUAUCCUGAAAUCGAAAGUUUUUUAGCAAUUUGGUUUAUGCAAGCACUUUCUGCAAAUCAAACAAUUAUAGGAGAUAUUUUAAAAGCAAAAGCAUGUAUUUUUGCACAAAUGCUCAAUAUAGAAAAAUUUUCUGCAUCAGAUG
Molecule: messenger RNA, 158 nt
Organism: Funneliformis mosseae
Lineage: Eukaryota; Fungi; Glomeromycota; Glomeromycetes; Glomerales; Glomeraceae
Source: the annotation of a GenBank genome assembly